UGAUUUGAAGAUAGAAACAUUUAUCUUCUCAAAAUACUUAAAAUCAUUUUUGUGGUUCCUUGUUUUGCUUUGUAGAUUUCAGAAAUGGAGAUUGGCCUAGCAGUUGGUGGUGCAUUUCUCUCUUCAGCUUUGAACGUUCUCUUUGAUAGGCUUGCUCCUCAGGGUGAUCUGCUCAAGAUGUUUCAGAAGAAUAAGCAUGAUGUUCGACUCUUAAAGAAGCUGAAAAUGACUUUGGUUGGCCUUCAGGCUGUGUUAAGUGACGCAGAGAAUAAGCAGGCAUCAAAUCAACAUGUGAGCCAGUGGCUUAAUGAACUUCGAGAUGCUGUGCACGGCGCUGAAAACUUAAUGGAACAAGUCAACUAUGAGGCUUUGAGGCUUAAGGUGGAAGGUCGGCAUCAAAAUCUUGCAGAAACAAGCAACCAGCAAGUAAGUGUCCUCAGCCUGAGCUUGAGUGAUGAUUUCUUUCUUAACAUAGAAGAGAAGUUGGAAGACACCAUUAGAAAAUUGGAGAUGUUGGAAAAGCAAAUCGGUUGCCUUGGCUUACAGAAGUAUUUCGAUUCGGGUAAGAAACUAGAAAUUAGAACACCGUCAACUUCUGUGGUUGAUGAAUCUGAAAUCUUUGGUAGGGAGAUUGAAAUAGAUCGAUUGAUUGACUGUUUAUUGUCUAAUGAUGCGAAUGGAAAAAAUCUGACUGUUGUUCCUAUUGUUGGAAUGGGGGGCCUGGGCAAGACAACACUUGCUAAAGCUGCCUACAACGAUAAGAUGGUGACAGAUCAUUUUGAAUUGAAAGCUUGGACCUGUGUGUCUGAGCCGUAUGAUGCUUUGAGAAUAUCAAAAGAGUUACUUCAAGAAAUUGAUUCAUUUGACUUGAAGGAUGACAAUAAUCUUAAUCGGGUACAAGUCAGAUUGAAGGAAAAACUAAAUGGAAAAAGGUUUCUCAUUGUUCUGGAUGAUAUGUGGAAUGACAACUACGAAAAGUGGGAUGGAUUGAGAAAUCUUUUUGUACAAGGAGCUACGGGAAGUAAGAUCAUUGUAACUACACGUAAGAAGGAUGUUGCCAGGAUGAUGGGUAGUGGGGCAGUCAAUGUGGGGACUCUGUCUAGUGAAGCCUCUUGGGCUUUAUUCAAACGACAUUCUCUAGAAAACAGGGAUCCUGUGAAGGGACAUCCAGAACUUGAAGAGGUUGGAAAACAAAUUGCAGACAAGUGCAAAGGAUUGCCUUUAGCUUUAAAGGCACUUGCUGGUAGUUUACGCUGCAAAUCAGAGGUGGUUGAGUGGAAAGACAUUUUAAGAAGUGAAAUAUGGGAGCAGACUUUGAAUGAUGUAUUACCAGCAGUGAUGUUGAGCUACAAUGAUCUUCCUGUACAUUUGAAGCAAUGUUUUGCUUUUUGUGCUAUAUAUCCCAAAGAUUAUCAAUUUUGCAAAGAGAAAGUUAUUCACCUGUGGAUUGCUAAUGGUCUUGUACAACAGCUGCAUUCUGGUAACCAAUACUUUAACGAGUUGAGAUCAAGAUCAUUGUUCGAAAGGGUCCCAGAGUCUUCUGAAAGAGAUGGAGGGAAAUUCUUAAUGCAUGACCUUGUCAAUGAUUUGGCCCAAAAUGCAUCUUCAAACUCUUGUGUCAGGUUGGAAGAGUGCCAAGGGUCUCAUACGUUGGAACAAAGUCGGCAUAUGUCGUAUUCAAUGGGAGAAGAUGAUGACUUUGAGAAGUUGAAACCGCUCUCUAAGUCAGAGCAGCUGAGGACAUUGCUUCCAAUCAAUAUCCAGGAACUUUACCGCCAUAAGCUAAGCAAGAGGGUGCUGCAUAACAUACUGCCAAGUCGAAGAUCCUUAAGAGCAUUAUCAUUGUCAGAUUAUGCGAUUGUGGAGCUGCCAAAUGACUUGUUUAUCAAAUUAAAGCUAUUGAGAUUUUUGGACCUUUCUCGGACAGAUAUUAAAAAGUUUCCAGAUUCCAUAUGUGCAUUGUAUAACUUGGAGAUACUUCUCCUGUCUUCUUGUACAUAUCUUGAGGAGCUACCGCUGCAGAUGGAAAAGCUAAUCAACUUGCGGCACCUUGACAUAAGCAACACUUCUCGCUUGAACAUGCCGCUACAUCUGAGCAAGUUGAAAAUCCUCAAAGUGCUAAUGGGAGCCAAGUUUCUUCUAGGUGGUUGGAGAGUGGAAGAUUUGGGUGGAGCACAUAACUUGAAUGGAUGUCUAUCAAUUUUAGCGUUGGAAAAUGUGGUUGAUAGAAGGGAAGCUCGGAAGGCAAACAUGAGGGGGAAGAAUCUUGUUGAGAAGUUGUCGUUGGAUUGGAGUAAAAGUGACGCUGACAAUUCUCAAACUGAAAGAGACAUACUUGAUGAGCUACGCCCACACACAAACAUAAAAGAACUCCAAAUCUCCAGAUAUAGAGGGACACUAUUUCCAAAUUGGCUAGCUGAUCAUUCGUUUCUUAAGCUAAUGAAAUUGUCUCUUAGCAAUUGCAACGACUGUAUUUCCUUGCCAGCACUAGGACAACUUCCUUCUUUGAAAUUCCUUUCCAUUAGAGCGAUGCAUCGAAUAACAGAGAUAACGGAGGAAUUCUAUGGUAUUGUGUCCUCCAGAAAGCCUUUUAUCUCUCUUGAGGUGCUUGAUUUUGCAGAGAUGCCUGAGUGGAAGCAGUGGCACGUACUAGGGAACGAAGAGUUUCCUGCACUUCAGGACCUUUCAAUAGUGCAUUGUCCCAAGUUGUUUGGGAACUUCCCCGAGAAUCUCUGA
Messenger RNA from Capsicum annuum, 2736 nucleotides. RefSeq names its product putative disease resistance RPP13-like protein 1. Lineage: Eukaryota; Viridiplantae; Streptophyta; Magnoliopsida; Solanales; Solanaceae. The record is from RefSeq and is a predicted model, not a curated record. Gene Ontology annotation, molecular function: ADP binding. Gene Ontology annotation, biological process: defense response to other organism.